Molecule: messenger RNA, 3282 nt
Organism: Saccostrea cuccullata (small rock oyster)
Lineage: Eukaryota; Metazoa; Mollusca; Bivalvia; Ostreida; Ostreidae
Exons: 1
Coding region: 1-3282 (1093 amino acids)
Biological process (GO): DNA integration
Molecular function (GO): nucleic acid binding
Source: RefSeq, a predicted model, not a curated record
AUGUCAGUGAAUGAUCGAGAAUUCCUAAAAAUUAUGGACAAUGAAUGUUACAGAGAUGAGAACGGAAACUGGACUGCUCCGCUUCCAUUUAAGACCAGUAGAGAGAAACUUCCGAAUAAUCGUGAACAAGCCAUGAAAAGAACUCUGUCAUUUCUAGCUUCUUGUAAAAAGAACAAGUUGAAAAUGGAACAUGCAAUCUCGUUUAUGGACAAAGUGUUUUCUAAAGGCCAUGCAGAAAAAGCAUCAGAGCUUAAGGACGGGGAAGAGUGUUGGUUCCUACCGAUCUUCGGCGUCUACCACGCAAAGAAGCAAAACCAAAUACGUAUGGUUUUCGAUUCAUCUGCAGUAUUUCAGGGACACUCCCUGAAUUCAGUUCUUUUAAGUGGACCCGACCUUACCAACAGUUUACAUGGGAUUCUACUAAGAUUUAGAAAAGAGAAAGUAGCUGUGACAGGUGAUAUUGAACAAAUGUUUCACUCAUUCAAAAUUCGAGAGGAUCACAGAAACUUUGUACGAUUUAUUUGGUUCACAGACAAUGACCCAGCUCUACCUUUAAUGGAAUACCGUAUGUGUGCUCACCUAUUUGGAAACUCACCUUCUCCAGCAGUAGCAACGUAUUGUUUGAGACAAUGUGUUAAGAUCAAGGAGUGUGACCCAAAAGUUCGUGAAUUUGUUAACAGAAACUUCUAUGUAGACGAUGGUCUCGCAUCUUACCCAACGGAAGAUGAAGCAUUAGAAAUCCUACAAAAAACGCAGACUACACUCAAAGAAGAAGGGAACUUGAGGUUUCAUAAGUUUGCAUCAAACAGCUCGUAUAUCAUGGAUGUACUACCUCCAGGCGACAGGGCUAAAGAUUUAUCUGACGUGGAUUUACACUUAAAUGCUGCGCCAUUACAACGGAGUCUGGGACUCAAGUGGAAUGUAAUGUCCGACGCAUUCACCUAUCAGUUUGUACCCAGGGUCAGGGACCCUCCGCUAACAAAGAGAGGAAUUCUUUCAUGUCUGAACAGUCUGUACGAUCCACUUGGAUUUAUAGCCCCUGUGAUUCUGCAAGGCAGAUUCUUAUUUCGUGAAGUGAUAAACUUACCUGUUGGAUGGGACGACAUGGUUCCAAUGAAUAUCGCCAAUGGAUGGAAAACUUGGUGCAACACCUUACACCAUCUGUCGAGUUUACAGAUUUCUAGAACUAUCGUGCCAACUUCCCUGGGAGAAGACAAUCGAAAGGAGAUACACUUCUUCUCAGAUGCUUCCGAAAAAGCCGUUUGUGCAGUGGCUUACUUACGUGUGAUACCAAAUGACAAUGCAUGCAUACAGGUUGGAUUUUUGAUGGGAAAGUCAAAACUUUCACCCCAACAUGGUCACACUAUUCCCAGACUUGAACUGUGUGCAGCAGUUUUGUGUACAGAACUCGCAUCUUUUGUGCUAAAACACAUAGACACUACUAUCCAUGAAGUGAAGUUCUAUACAGAUAGUCGCAUAGUCCUUGGAUACAUUUAUAACCAAACCAAACGUUUCCAUACUUAUGUAGCUAACCGAGUACAGCGUAUCCGUCAGCACUCACCUCCAGAGCAGUGGAACUAUAUUUCAACUGAGGAAAAUCCUGCGGAUAUCGGGAGCAGAGGAAUUCUAGCGAAUGAACUACCUCACAGCAUGUGGCUUCAAGGACCUGUUUGUUUACAACAACAGAGUUAUCUAUUUGAAAAAGAGGAUUUUCCACUUAUUGACCCGGAAAGAGACAACGAAAUUAGAAACGCUAACAUUGUAGUACAGAAAACAUGUUUCAACGCCCAUGAAGUCUACAACAGGAUAGAUAGAUUUUCCUCAUGGACAUCCUUAGUCAGAGCAAUUACUGUUCUCCGAAAAGUUGUGAUGAAGAAACUUGGUUUACCAUUGUUGGAUCCUGUACACAUGAACCGUGCAACAGAACUGUUCCUAGUGAAACUCUGUCAAAAUGAAACAUUUUCUGCGGAAAUCACAAACUUGACCAAUGACAAACCAGUAUCUAAAGAUAGCUCGUUACGCUACCUGGAUCCUUAUCUUCAUGGUGGAAUCAUACGACUAGGAGGGAGAAUUCGUACUGGAGACGCCCUGUCUGACGAACACGGCCCAAUCAUUAUUCAUGGAAAAACUUACCUAGCUCGUCUUCUCGUUCUACAUUGUCAUGAAGUUGUGAAGCACCAGGGGAGACACUUAACUGAGGGAGCCGUUCGCUCGUCUGGAUAUUGGGUGAUUGGUGGAAAGAGAUUAAUAUCGUCAGUCAUACAUUCCUGUGUUACCUGCAGAAAACUCCGAGGUAAACUGGAACAUCAGAAGAUGGGAAAUCUUCCGGAAUGCCGUACAAAACCGUCACCUCCAUUUACCUAUGUGGGCGUGGACACAUUCGGACCCUGGGAGAUUGUUACGCGCAAGACCAGAGGAGGUUCGGCUAAUAGCAAACGCUGGGCUAUCUUAUUCACCUGUCUGACAAGUCGAGCCGUACAUAUAGAGCUAGUGGAAGAUAUGUCAUCACCUAUGUUUAUCAACGCCCUCAGACGUUUCAUAGCCAUAAGAGGAAAAGUUACAGAAUUUCGCUCGGAUAGAGGUACAAACUUUGUCGGCAGUACAGACGCACUAGGAAUCACUGCAGUCAACAUAGAAAGUUCACCAGUAAAGAAGUUUCUUACAGACAGUGGAUGUUCUUGGAUCUUCAACCCUCCCCACUCUUCCGACAUGGGAGGGGUGUGGGAGAGGAUGAUUGGCAUUGCUCGACGGAUCUUGGAUUCUAUGCUUCUUAAGGAAAUAAAGAAAAACCUUACACACGAUGUAUUAAAUACUCUCAUGACGGAAGUUACUGCAAUUAUAAACAGUCGACCGAUAGUACCUGUAUCAACCGAUCCAUCUCAACCCUGUGUGCUAUCUCCAUAUACCUUGUUAACACAGAAGACAGAACUCGACGUUGGACCAUUUGAGCGAUUUGAUACGAAGGAUAUGUACAAGUCCCAUUGGAAAUACAUACAAAUCUUAGCUGACCAUUUUUGGAGGAAGUGGCGCUCACAGUACCUCCAGUUGUUACAGUCAAGACGCAAGUGGGUGGACCCUCAAAACAAUCUUACCGAAGGUGAUGUCGUACUCUUGAAGGAUCAAGACUCCGUCAGGAAUGAAUGGCCGAUGGGUAUUGUUGUCCGUGUCUUUCCAGGUGAAGAUGGAAAAGUGCGUAAAAUCGAACUCCGUGUAGUGAGAAAUGAUCGUGUCGUCAACUACGUUAGACCUGUUACAGAAGUGGUUUUGCUGUUUUCACCAUAG